UUAUUCAAACAAAUUCUCCUCUAUACAUAGUGAACCAGAUUUAAGUGGAAAAAGAGAAAUUUAGAAACUGCAGAAAAUAGGAGCAGAGAGGAAAGGUUGGAAUUUGUGAAUUGAAGGAAAAUGACAAUAGAAGAAGAAACUGCUGUUAUCAAACAAGCAAGCCAUGACAAUGGCAAUAGCCAUAACAAUAGCAUUAACAAUGUCAAUGGCAAUGAGAAUCUCAAGAAAAAUAGAAUUCAGGUGUCCAAUACCAAAAAACCACUCUUCUUCUAUGUUAAUCUUGCUAAGAGGUACCUACAACAACAUAAAGAGAUUGAGCUUUCAGCUUUGGGCAUGGCCAUCACCACAGUUGUGACGAUAGCUGAGAUUCUAAAAAAUAAUGGAUUUGUUAACGAGAAGAGUAUCUUGACCUCCACGGUUGGAACAAAGGAUGUAGCCAAGGGUCGUACUGUUCAGAAAGCUAGGAUCGAAAUUGUGCUGGAGAAGUCUGAGAAAUUCGAUAGCUUAAUGAGUGCUUCACAAAAUGCAAAUGCAAAUGGAAAUGGAAAAGUAGAAAACAAGCAGUGACACAAAGAGUAGAUGGAGCCCUGUUUUUGUAGUCUAUUUUAUAUUUAUUGCAAUUCUUGUAUUGUAUCGCAAUUUGAGAAAUAUUUUUAUUUAAUUCAUAUUUUAGUUGUUGCCAUUCUAUAAGUUUCUAAGUGAAGUAAAACAAAGCUGGGCCCAUGUAGCGUUUACAUCUCAUAUUGUAUAAAUCAACUUAGUUUAAUUUAGAAUUGUAUAUUUAUGUUGUUUGGAUUAAUUAA
Molecule: messenger RNA, 803 nt
Organism: Salvia miltiorrhiza (redroot sage)
Lineage: Eukaryota; Viridiplantae; Streptophyta; Magnoliopsida; Lamiales; Lamiaceae
Exons: 5
Coding region: 121-567 (148 amino acids)
Cellular component (GO): nucleus
Molecular function (GO): RNA binding
Source: RefSeq, a predicted model, not a curated record